UGUCACAUCACUACCUGAGACAGGCACUUUGCGCAUGCGCAGUCUUUUGUGCAGAAACCGAAAGUUCCUUAGGAAAUGUAAAUUCAUCUUCAGAAGUUUUGAAACAGACAAAAUAUCACACCACGUGUUUUACAUGCAGGUCUGAAGUCAGUUUCUCAUUAUGGAGAACCAAAAGAGCAGUGAGAGAUCGUCAUCUCCAGAUCCCAGCUGUGUGUCUCUGAAGAGUGACAUGUCAAUGCCUCUUCCUCCUUUAUUCAGUGAUGAACCAGUGACCUCUGACCCCAGGAGGAAGAGAUCGUCAUCUCCAGAACCCAGCUGUGUGUCUCUGAAGAGUGACAUGUCAAUGCCUCUUCCUCCUUUAUUCAGUGAUGAACCAGUGACCUCUGACCCCAGAAUCUCCAGGAAGAGGAAGGGACAAAGAUCUUCAUCUCCAGAUCCCAGCUGUGUGUCUCUGAAGAGUGACAUGUCAAUGCCUCUUCCUCCUUUAUUCAGUGAUGAACCAGUGACCUCUGACCCCAGGAGGAAGAGAUCUUCAUUUACAGAACCCAGCUGUGUAUCUCUGAAGAGUGGCAUGUCAAUGCCUCUUCCUCCUUUAUUCAGUGAUGAACCAGUGACCUCUGACCCCAGGAGGAAGAGAUCUUCAUCUCCAGAACCCAGCUGUGUGUCUCUGAAGAGUGACAUGUCAAUGCCUCUUCCUCCUUUAUUCAGUGACGAACCAGUGACCUCUGACCCCAGGAGUGUGUAUAGAGAUAAUCAGAGUGAGGAACAGGAUUCUCAUCAAACAGUGAAUGAUGAACUCCAGAGAGUCAAAGACAGAAACAAAACCAGCAUGAAGAACAAGUAUGAAAGAUUAUUUGAUGGAACAAAACUCCAAGAGAAUGAAACCCUCCUGAACAGGAUCUACACACAGCUCUACAUCAUAGAGGGAGAGAGUGAAGGAGUGAAUGAAGAACAUGAGUUUUUACAGAUGGACAAAAUGGCCAGAACACAACCCUCAAAAGAAACUCCAAUCUACUGCAAUGACAUCUUUAAAGCCUCACCUGAACCAGGAUGUGAGGAGAAAGACCAAAUCAAGACUGUUCUUACUAAAGGAAUCGCUGGAAUCGGAAAAACCGUCUCUGUGCAGAAGUUCAUUCUGGACUGGGCCGAGGGAAAAGCCAAUCAAGAUGUAGAUUUCAUGUUUGUGCUUCCAUUUCGAGAGCUGAACUUGAUCCGAGAUCAUCAGUACAGUCUUCACAGACUUCUGCUGGACUUUCAUCCUGAACUUCAAGAUCUGGACUCAAAGAUUUAUGAGGAAUGUAAAGUUGUGUUCAUCUUUGAUGGUCUGGAUGAAAGCAGAAUCAAACUGAUGUUUUCAGAUGCUCAGAAAGUUUCUGAUGUGACUGAGACUUCAUCAGUGGGUGUGUUGAUGUCAAACCUCAUGAAAGGAGAGCUGCUUCCCUCUGCUCUCAUCUGGAUCACCUCCAGACCAGCAGCAGCCAAUCAGAUCCCCUCCAAAUACAUCAACCGUCUGACAGAGAUUCAGGGAUUCAAUGAGCCUCAGAAGGAGGAAUAUUUCAGGAAGAGAAUCAGUGACGAGUAUCAAGCCAGCAAAAUCGUCUCACACAUCAGAAGAGCAAGAAGCCUCCACAUCAUGUGCCACAUACCCGUCUUCUGCUGGAUCUCAUCCACUGUGCUUCAAAAGCUCCUGCAAGAAGAUCUGAGUGCAGAAAUCCCCCAAACUCUGACUGAAAUGUACAUCCACUUCCUGCUGAUUCAGAUCAGCAUGAAGAAUCAAAAGUAUGAAGAGAGAGAUCCAGAGAAACUCCUGCAGUCCAACAGAGAAGUGAUUGUGAAACUUGCUGAAGUGGCUUUCAAGCAGCUGAUGAAGGGCAAUGUGAUGUUCUAUGAGGAGGACCUGAGAGAGAGCGGCAUAGACGUCACUGAUGCCUCAGUGUAUUCUGGGAUUUGCACUGAGAUCUUUAAGGAGGAAUCUGUGAUUCAUCAGAGGAAAGUCUACAGUUUUGUCCAUCUGAGUAUCCAGGAGUUUCUUGCUGCUUUCUAUUUGUUUUACUGCUAUUUAACAAAGAACAAUGAACCACUGCAGAUUUUUCUGCAUGAAUAUAGGAUUUCCAGAUUUUAUGAAGACUGUAUGUUUGGACUACAGUUUCUGGAUGCAAAAUCUAAACAUGAUCAUGAACAUAGAUAUGAUAACCAUGCAUCUGACUCUCUGUAUGAUCUACUAAGGUCAGCAGUAAUGAAGGCACUCAAGAGUGAGAAUGGACAGCUGGAUCUGUUCCUGCGGUUCCUGCUGGGCGUCUCACUGGAGUCCAAUCAGAGACUCUUACAGGAUCUUCUGACACACACAGAGAACAGCUCAGAGAACAUUUUAGAAAUCACACAGUACAUUAAAAAGAAGAUCAAAUAUAAUGAUCAUUUUUAUAAUCCCUCAGCAGGUCAAUCCAUCAAUCUGUUCCUCUGUCUGCUGGAAGUGAAAGAUCAGACUCUGUCCAGAGAGAUUCAGGAGUUUGUGAAAUCAGACAAACAGUCAGAGAAACUCUCUCCUGUUAACUGCUCAACAAUCGUCUACAUACUUCAGAUGUCAGAGGAGGUGCUGGAUGAGCUGAACCUCAGAAAAUAUAGCACAUCAGAUGAGGGUAGAAGAAGACUGAUACCAGCUGUUAUCAAAUGCAGAAAAGCUCUUCUUUCUGGCUGUAAUCUCACUGCUCAGCAUUGUGAAAUUUUGGCGUCAGCUCUUCAAUCCCCAAAUUGUGUCCUGAGAGAGCUGGACCUGAGUAACAAUGACCUGCAGGAUUUAGGAGUGAAACUGCUUUCUGAUGAACUGAAGAGUCCAAACUGUCAGUUGCAGAUACUGAGUCUCUCUGGCUGUAAUCUCACUAUUCAUUGUUGUGAGAGUUUGUCAUCAGCUCUUCAGUCCUCAAAUUGUGUCCUGAGAGAGCUGGAUCUGAGUCACAAUGAUAUGCAGGACUCAAGUGUGAAGCUGCUCUCAGAUGGACUGAAGAGUCCAAACUGUCAGCUGCAGAUACUGAGUCUUUCUGGCUGUAACCUCACUGAUCAGCAUUGUGAGAGUUUGUCAUCAGUUCUACAAUCCUCAAACUGUGUCCUGAGAGAGCUGAACCUAAGUAACAAUGACCUUGAGGAUUUAGGAGUGAAGCUGCUCUUUGAUGGACUGAAGAUUCCCACCUGUCAGCUGCAGAUACUGAGGUUGUCCGGCUGUAUGGUGACAGAGGAAGGCUGUGGUUAUGUGUCUUCAGCACUGAGUUCAAACCCCUCACACCUGACAGAGCUGGAUCUGAGCUACAAUCACCCAGGAGAUUCAGGAGUCAAUCUGCUCUCUGACAAAGUGAAGGAUCCAAACUACAAACUGGAGAUACUCAAUGUAAAUCAUGGAGGAGAGAUCAUGAUGACAGCCGGACUACGAAAGUAUGCCUGUGAUCUCACACUGGAUCCAAACACAGCAAACACUCGUCUCAUUCUGUCUGAUGAGAACAGGAAGAUCACAUGUGUGAAAGAUCAUCAGUCGUAUCCUGAUCAUCCAGAGAGAUUUGAUGAGUGGCCUCAGGUUCUGUGUGGAGAGAGUCUGACUGGACGCUGUUACUGGGAGAUUGAAUGGAGUGAAGAUGCUGAAAUAUCAGUGACAUAUAAAGGAAUCAGCAGGAAAGGAUUGAUUGACUGUUGGUUUGGAUUCAAUGACAAAUCCUGGAGUCUGGACUGCUCCAAUAACAGAUUCACUGUCCGUCACAAUAAGAAAAGAACUGUUAUACCUGUCAUCUGUUCAUCCUCUAAGAGAGUAGGAGUGUAUGUGGACGUGUCGGCCGGCACUCUGUCCUUCUACAGCGUCUCUGACACACACACACUCACACACUUACACACAUUCAACACCACAUUCACUGAACCCCUCUAUGCUGGAUUUACAGUUUAUCAUAACUCCUCAGUGUGUCUGUGUGACAUUAAACAACCUCCUGUGAGAAACAACAGUGAUACACACACAACCGGUGUGGAUCAUUGUGGAGAGAUCAGAAGUACAGCAGAACUACACAAAUAUGCCUGUGAUCUCACACUGGAUCCAAACACAGCAUACACUCGUCUCAUUCUGUCUGAGGAGAACAGGAAGAUCACAUAUGUGGAAGAUCAUCAGCCGUAUCCUGAUCAUCCAGAGAGAUUUGAUGAUGUUUCUCAGGUUCUGUGUGGAGAGAGUCUGACUGAGCGCUGUUACUGGGAGGCUGAAUGGAGUGGACGUGCUCGUAUAGCAGUGGCCUAUAAAGGAAUCAGUAGGAAAGGAUUGAUUGAAGACUGUAUAUUUGGAUACAAUGACAAAUCCUGGAGUCUGGACGGUUUUGAUGACAGAUUCACUGUCUGUCACAAUAAGAACAGCACUACGAUACAUUUUGUCCGUUCAUCCUCUAAGAGAGUAGGAGUGUAUGUGGAUGUGUCGGCCAGGACUCUGUCCUUCUACAGCGUCUCUGACACACACACACUCACACACUUACUCACACUAAACCCCACAUUCACUGAACCCCUCUAUGCUGGAUUUGCAGUUUAUCGUAACUCCUCCAUGUCUCUGUGUGACAUUAAACAACCUCCUGUGAGAAACAUCAGAGAUACACACACAACCGGUGUGAAUCAUUGUGGAGAGAUCAGAAAUACAGAAGAACUACACAAAUAUGCCUGUCAUCUCACACUGGAUCCAAACACAGCAUACACUCGUCUCAUUCUGUCUGAGGAGAACAGGAAGAUCACAUAUGCGGAAGAUCAUCAGCCGUAUCCUGAUCAUCCAGAGAGAUUUGAUGAAGUUUCUCAGGUUCUGUGUCAAGAGAGUCUGACUGGACGCUGUUACUGGGAGGCUGAAUGGAGUGGACGUGCUCGUAUAGCAGUGGCCUAUAAAGGAAUCAGCAGGAAAGGAUUGAGUGACUGUAUGUUUGGAUCUAAUGACAAAUCCUGGAGUCUGGACUGCUCUGAUGACAGAUUAACUGUCUGUCACAAUAAGAACAGCACUACGAUACAUUUUGCCUGUUCAUCCUCUAAGAGAGUAGGAGUGUAUGUGGACGUGUCGGCCAGGACUUUGUCCUUCUACAGCGUCUCUGACACACACACACUCACACAUUUACUCACACUAAACCCCACAUUAACUGAACCCCUCUAUGCUGGGUUUGCAGUUUAUCAUAACUCCUCCAUGGCUCUGUGUGACAUUAAACAACCUCCUGUGAGAAACAACAGUGAUACACACAGAAUCGGUGUGGAUCAUUGUGGAGAGUUCAGAAUUACAGCAGGAGUAUACAAAUAUGCCUGUGAUCUCACACUGGAUCCAAACACAGCAUACGCUCGUCUCAUUCUGUCUGAGGAGAACAAGAAGAUCACAUAUGUGGAAGAUCAUCAGCCGUAUCCUGAUCAUCCAGAGAGAUUUGAUGUUUCUCAGGUUCUGUGUGGAGAGAGUCUGACUGGACGCUGUUACUGGGAGGCUGAAUGGAGUGGACGUGCUCGUAUAGCAGUGGCCUAUAAAGGAAUCAGUAGGAAAGGAUUGAUUGACUGUAUGUUUGGAUCUAAUGACAAAUCCUGGAGUCUGGACUGCUUUGGUAAAAGACUAACUGUCUGUCACAAUAAGAACAUAACUGAGCUGCGUUUCAUUCGUUCAUCCUCUAAUAGAGUAGGAGUGUAUGUGGACGUGUCGGCCAGCACUCUGUCCUUCUACAGCGUCUCUGACACACACACUCUCACACACUUACACACAUUCAACACCACAUUCACUGAACCCCUCUAUGCUGGAUUUAGGCUUUAUCCUGAUUCCUCAGUGUCUCUGUGUGACAUUAAACAGCCUCCUGUGAGAAACAACAGUGAUACACACACAACCGGUGUGGAUCAUUGUGAAGAGUUCAGAAGUACAGCAGAACUACACAAAUAUGCCUGUGAUCUCACACUGGAUCCUAACACAGCAAACACUGAACUUGUUCUACCUGAUGAGAACAGGAAGAUCACACGUGUGGAAAAGAAUCAGCCGUAUCCUGAUCAUCCAGAGAGAUUUGAUGAGUGGCCUCAGGUUCUGUGUCAAGAGAGUCUGACUGGACGCUGUUACUGGGAGGUUGAAUGUAGCGGACGUGCUGAAAUAUCAGUGACAUAUAAAGGAAUCAGCAGGAAAGGAGGGAAAGACUGUUGGUUUGGAUUCAAUGACAAAUCCUGGAGUCUGGACUGCUCUAAUAAUAGAUUGUCUGUCCGUCACAAUAAAAACAUCACUAAUAUACCUGCUCUCCUUUCAUCCUCUACUAGAGUAGGAGUGUAUGUGGACGUGUCGGCUGGCAUUCUGUCCUUCUACAGUGUCUCUGACACACACACACUCACACACUUACACACAUUUAACACCACAUUCACUGAACCCCUCUAUGCUGGAUUUGGGCUUUAUCCUGAUUCCUCAGUGUGUCUGUGUGACAUUAAACAGCCUCCUGUGAGAAACAACAGUGAUACACACACAACCGGUGUGGAUCAUUGUGGAGAGUUCAGAAGUACAGCAGAACUACACAAAUAUGCCUGUGAUCUCACACUGGAUCCAAACACAGCAAACACUCGUCUCAUUCUGUCUGAUGGGAACAGGAAGAUCACAUAUGUGAAAGAUCAUCAGCCGUAUCCUGAUCAUCCAGAGAGAUUUGAUGAGUAUUUUCAGGUUCUGUGUGAAGAGAGUCUGACUGGACGCUGUUACUGGGAGGCUGAAUGGAGCAGAGGUGCUGUUAUAUCAGUGACAUAUAAAGGAAUCAGCAGGAAAGGAUGGAGUGAAGACUGUGUGUUUGGAUUCAGUGACAAAUCUUGGAGUCUGGAGUGCACUAAUAACAGUUUCUAUGUCUGGCACAAUAAGAACAGCACUUAUUUACCUGCGAUCAGUUCAUCCUCUAAGAGAGUAGGAGUGUAUGUGGACGUGUCGGCCGGCACUCUGUCCUUCUACAGCGUCUCUGACACACACACACUCACACACUUACACACAUUCAACACCACAUUCACUGAACCCCUCUAUGCUGGAUUUGGGGUUCAUUAUUAUAACUCCUCAGUGUGUCUGUGGGACAUUAAACAACCUCCUGUGAGAAACGACAGUGAUACACACACAACCGGUGUGGAUCAUUGUGGAGAGACCAGAAUUACAGCAGAACUACACAAAUAUGCCUGUGAUCUCACACUGGAUCCAAACACAGCAAACACUCGUCUCAUUCUGUCUGAUGGGAACAGGAAGAUCACAUAUGUGAAAGAUCAUCAGCCGUAUCCUGAUCAUCCAGAGAGAUUUACUGAUGUUCCUCAGGUUCUGUGUGGAGAGAGUCUGCCUGGACGCUGUUACUGGGAGGCUGAAUGGAGCGGAGAUGUUAAAAUAUCAGUGACAUAUAAAGGAAUCAGCAGGAAAGGAUGGAGUGAUGACUGUGUGUUUGGACACAAUGACAAAUCUUGGAGUCUGGAGUGCUCUAAUAACAGUUUCUAUGUCUGGCACAAUACGGACAGCACUUAUAUACCUGUCCUCCGUUCAUCCUCUAAGAGAGUAGGAGUGUAUGUGGACGUCUCGGCUGGCACUCUGUCCUUCUACAGUGUCUCUGACACACACACACUCACACACUUACACACAUUCAACACCACAUUCACUGAACCCCUCUAUGCUGGAUUUAGGGUUUAUCCUGAUUCCUCAGUGUCUCUGUGUGACAUUAAACAGCCUCCUGUGAGAAACAUCAGUGAUACACACACAACCGGUGUGGAUCAUUGUGGAGAGUGCAGAAUUACAGCAGGACCACAAAAAUAUGCCUGUGAUCUCACACUGGAUCCAAACACAGCAAACACUUAUCUCAUUCUGUCUGAGGAGAACAGGAAGGUGACGUGUGUGUUAAAGAAUCAGUCGUAUCCUGAUCAUAUAGAGAGAUUUGAGAAGUGGUGUCAGGUUCUGUGUGAAGAGAGUCUGCCUGGACUCUGUUACUGGGAGGCUGAAUGGAGUGGACAUGCUGAAAUAUCAGUGACAUAUAAAGGAAUCAGCAGGAAAGGAUGGAGUGAAGACUGUGUGUUUGGUUACAAUGACAAAUCCUGGAGUCUGAACUGCACUGAUAAUGGAUUCUCUGUGUGUCACAAUAAGAACAGGACUAAGAUACCUGCGAUCCGUUCAUCUUCUAAUAGAGUACGAGUGUAUUUGGACGUGUCGGCCGGCACUUUGUCCUUCUACAGCGUCUCUGACAUAUAUACACUCACACACUUACACACAUUCAACACCACAUUCACUGAAUCUCUCUAUGCUGGAUUAGGUGUUUAUGAGUGUAACUCCUCAGUGUGUCUGUGUGACAUUAAACAACCUCCUGUGAGAAACAACAGUGAUACACACACAACCGGGUUCUCUGACUCCAAACCUUCUGGGCUCAAUAUUCACCCACUGUUGAACUGUCAGUCUUGUGUCCAUAUAGCUGAUUCUGAUCAGUGGGUUCAGAUUGAGCCGUCGGCCUGUACAGAUGAAGGAGGGUCAAAGUUCAGGGUCAGCACUGACCCAGGCCGUUACGAGUGUGUCCGGACCAGAAUGCGAUCGGUCUGUGACUGUGACGUCACCCUUCAGUACUGUACCGUAGACGGACACUUCCUCAACACAGAGCUGGAGAGGCUGCAGUGCAACCGGAUCGGUCCAGUGAUUGACGUGACGGUGAUCUCAGGGAAACUGGAGGAAGUUCAUCUGCCCCAUUACGCCUGUUUAGGAGAGUCUGACCCCUCUCUCAGAGAUGCUGUGAAAGUCCUCAGCAUAAAAGACGAGGGAAUAACCACAGAACCUGUGCAGUUGACCCGAUUCCAUGCCAAGAUUGUCCAACCAUCCUUCUCUCUUAAAACAUUCAUUAUAAGUUUGAUAAUGCGAGUGGAUGAACACUGUGAUCUUCUUCUCUACAUGUGUUUUAAAGUUCCUCUCAUUCUACAUGUUUAUUUUUUUCCAGUUGAUGAUUGUGCAAAAGAAAAAAUUGAGAAGAAUGAAAAGUCAAGUUACCCAAUCAAGCAUCCCAGACCUGACAGGCCAUUUCGGAUGAAAACGCCACACAUUCUUGAUGUUCCUGGUGCCUCUAUUCAUCCCAAAGAAGGGAUCACACUCAGAAGAGAAACUGACCCAAACUUCUUCAAGAUCAAGACACGUCUGGAGAAUGAUCUUCAAAUGACUCUUAUCAGAAAGGAGGAUGAGGAGGAGGUCUGGACUGCAGUAUUUGAGAAAGAUGAACUUGAUCUGAUAAAUCCUAAGAGAGACGAGCCACGUCUGAAUAGUGAGGAAGAUAAAGCAAGAUAUUUCGAUAACCACUGGUCAAAUCUCAUUCAGAAAGUCGAAAAUGUUAAGAUCAUUGCAGAUAAACUGUGUCAGCAGCAACUGAUUCACAAGGAACAAUACUCAGAAAUCACACAGAGUUUAACCAGUCAGGAGAGCAUGAGAAAGAUAUGUGACAUUAUACGCAAGCACAGAGAUGAUGUGAAAGCUAAAUUCAUCUCAGUUCUUCAGGAAGAGAAGCUUUACCACUUUUGAACAUUGGUCUGAUUCACACUCUGGGCUCAAAACUGCUGUAAAACAGCAACAUCUGAUAAACCCAAGACCUCUUUAGUGAUGAUAUUGGAAAAAUAUUCCAUUAUCAAAAUAUACUUGGUCAGCAAAAGUGAUAGUAAAAAUAAUGUCAUUACUUACAUUUUUUGCAUGUCUGUUCUACAUGGCAGGUAAAUUAGUUCAAUGUCAAAGCAAAUUUAAAUCAAAAUUUAUAUUUGUCUAAACAUGUCAAAGUUAUUGUCAGUUAUGUUUUGUUCAAUGUUUUUUGGUUCUGUUCUCCCUGUGCUUGUCAUUUGGCCCAAUUUCACAGUGUGUCUGAUUAUUGAUUUUGUUCACCUGUUCUGUUAAUAAUCUGAUUAGUUCCUGUGUAUUUAUACUCCCUGUUUGGUUCUGUUCUUUGUCUGGUGUUAUACCUGAAUUGUGGAUGUGUUACCCUCGUUAUUGAGAUUAUCCAAUCAAAACCUGUUUCUUUGAAUUCCUCUUCUUCGUGCAAUUAGUAUAGCACCCACAUGUUACAUUCAUACUUGUACAUGCUUUUACACAAGUUUUAUACAUCAAGUUAAACUACAUAAAUAUGAGAAAUGUUUCCUUGGGAACUAGCUGAAAUUUUUACAUUUUUAUAUUUUAUUUCCUAUAUUAUGUCCCUUCUGCAUCAUGUAGCGUCUGGACCAAUCAGACACACAAUUAUUCAUUAUAUUUGAUGAAUAAUCCAGAAAACUCUCCCUCACAAGUUCUGUAUUAUAGGCAAACAUAAGCCUUAAGUUGACUUCCAGGAGAGGAGUCACAGAAAGUUCAAUUCCCGCACCACUCCUGUUCAACUUGUAUAUGGUCCCACUGAUCCAAAUAAGAAAGAACCAAAUUGCUUACCACAGCUAUGCAGAUGACACCCAGAUCUACUUAGCCCUAUCACCUAAGGACUGAAGCCUUAUUAAUUCCCUGUGCCAAUGCAUUGAUGAAACUAACAGUUGGAUGUGCCACAACUUUAUUCAGUUAAACAAAGACAAAACUGAAGUCGUGGCAUUUGGAAACAAAGAUGUAAUUUUCAAGUUGAACGCAUACCUUGACUCUAUAGGGUCAAAAAUACAUUAAAAAUCCAGUCAGGCCAUACAUAGAAUGCUGCUGCCAAGAUUCUGAGCAGUCACACCAGUCAUUACAUUUAGAAUUGGUUUUAAAGUACUAUUACUUGUUUAUAAAUCACUUAAUGGCCUAGGACCUCAAUACAUUACAGAUAUGCUCACUGAAUAAGCCUAACAGAUCACUCAGAUGCACUCAGUCUGCGUUUAGCUAUUAUGGAACCAGCUUCCUGAAGAGAUCAGAUGUGCUCCAACAGUAGUCACAUUACUGAAUGAACACAUCUUUUGUUUACAUCUUUGAAUGCAUAUGUGUAAUUCUAAGGUAACAUUAUACAUAUCUCUCUGUAGGUUCUCUGGCUGUACAGACAGAGGAAAGUUCAGGAUUCAAGCUUACAAACUGAAGGAUCCAAACUGUUGGAACACACUGCAGACACUCAAGUUAUACAGCAUGUGAUAGAAGGUGUGAAUAGACAGGCUGCGCGUCUCGUCCGCAU
Megalobrama amblycephala (Wuchang bream) is the source of this 11075-nucleotide messenger RNA. RefSeq names its product NACHT, LRR and PYD domains-containing protein 12-like. Gene Ontology annotation, biological process: regulation of apoptotic process. Gene Ontology annotation, molecular function: protein binding. Lineage: Eukaryota; Metazoa; Chordata; Actinopteri; Cypriniformes; Xenocyprididae. The transcript is spliced from 29 exons. The record is from RefSeq and is a predicted model, not a curated record. Bases 161 to 9493 code for a protein of 3110 amino acids.